Psylliodes chrysocephalus is the source of this 940-nucleotide messenger RNA. The record is from the annotation of a GenBank genome assembly. Lineage: Eukaryota; Metazoa; Arthropoda; Insecta; Coleoptera; Chrysomelidae.
UCAAUUGUUAGGGCAAGGACAAAAAUUUUUGUUGAAUACAUUUUUUAAUUUUAAUUUAAAAUUAGUUUACUAAUAGCUGACUAUUUAAAUUGCAAUUAGUUGUACGAGAUUAAAGUUGACAAGUUUUUUAAAAUGCCACGAGGUAAAUUCACCAAUCACAAAGGUAGAAAUCGUAGAUUCACUAAUCCGGAGGAGUUAGAGGAAGAAAGAAGGCGAGAAGAACAGCAGAAGAAAUGGAGACAGAAGAGGGGUGAAAGUAGCGAAGAAUCGGAAGACGAGGCGCCGGGAGAUAAAAAAAUUAGUGAAGAAUCUGGAUCUGAUUCAGAUUCAGAAGAAACCACUGAUGACGAAGACGUCAAAGCGAAGGGUGUAUCGAACCUAAUAGAAAUAGAAAAUCCUAACAGAGUCCAAAAGAAAACAAAGAAACUUGCGACUCUCGAUGUUGCAGAUUUAGAAAGUAAGCCUCAGUUAUCUAGAAGAGAACGUGAAGAAGUAGAAAAACAAAAGGCACAAGCCCACUAUCAAAAGCUGCACGCGGAAGGAAAGACAGAUCAGGCUAGAGCUGACUUGGCACGCUUAGCUAUAAUUAAACAGCAACGAGAGGAGGCCAAGAAAAGAAGAGAGGAGGAACAAAAAGAAAAAGAAAAUGCAGCCAAAGAAAAAACAGCUCAAACGAAAAAGGCUCUAGGAAAAAAAUGAAAUGUGUUUGUUUUUUUAAUUUAAAUUAUUUCAAUUGCAAUAUUUAAAAUGUUACUUUCAAAGGAUAAUAAUCAUUUCACAUUUGAUUUCUUUUUAUAUUUUUACUAAAUAAUAAUUGUAAUAAUCCAGUGAAUUUAAUAACAAGAAAUUUAUUUUGGAGUUUGAUAAUAAAAAGUAAGUUUUUCUCAUUCAAUUUGCUUUUUUUUGUGAAGAGGAUCCAGUGAAUAUAUUGAUUGUUUCC